AUGGCCGAGCUGGGGCCAGAGCCGGGCCGCGCGUGGCGGGUGCUGGCCCUGUGCGGGGCAGCGGUGUUCCUCGCGGCCGCGGCAGCCGGGGCAGCCCUGCUGGCCUGGAAUCUGGCCUCCUCGACCUCCCGGGGACCUCGCUGCCCAGAGCCAGGGGCCAACGCCACGGCGCCCCCCGCGGACCUGGCGCCUGAGCUCGAGGAACUGCGUAGACGGCUGGCAGAGGCGACCCAGCAAGAGGAGGCUCUGGCCAGACAGCUGGACCAGGCCAACCGAGUUGGUCGGGAGCUGGAGGAGGCACUAAGGGCCUGUCAGGGCCGCCAGAGCCGGCUUCAGACCCAAAUGAUGAUCCUGAAGACUGAGAUUGAAGAGGCCAAGGCACAGGGUACCCAGAUGGGGGCUGAGAACGGGGCGCUCACAGAUGCCCUGGCGCGCUGGGAGGCGGCGGCCACGGAGUCCGCGCGGAGGGUGGACGAGGCACAGCAGCGCGCACGCGCGGCCGAGGCGGUGGCCGAAGCUUGCGCAGCCCGGGAGGCGGUGCUGCGCGAACGCGCGUGA
Messenger RNA from Callorhinus ursinus (northern fur seal), 558 nucleotides. It is a transcript of the gene CCDC194, whose product is annotated as coiled-coil domain containing 194. NCBI's taxonomy places the organism in Eukaryota, Metazoa, Chordata, Mammalia, Carnivora, Otariidae. The record is from RefSeq and is a predicted model, not a curated record.